This is a messenger RNA of Silurus meridionalis, 2147 nucleotides long. RefSeq names its product cardiomyopathy-associated protein 5. The coding region runs from base 180 to 2105 and encodes 641 amino acids. NCBI's taxonomy places the organism in Eukaryota, Metazoa, Chordata, Actinopteri, Siluriformes, Siluridae. The record is from RefSeq and is a predicted model, not a curated record. The transcript has 3 exons.
CGCACCCGAAGAUUGAAACACCUCUGAGCAGGUUGAAAAGCCUCCGAUGGCCUUGCAAGGGAGCAGCGACGGAGGAAGAGGAAGGGGCUCAAAGUGCAAACGACGAAGAGGAGUAUUUGAGUAACAGCCUGAGAGCAAUAGUCCAGGAGGAAAUAGUGAAGCCCAAACUUCAGUGCCUGAUGAUGGAUCCGGCAUUCUCAAUGGUAGCGUUACAGAGCGAGGACAGCGGGAUCCUCUGGGAAACUGCGUCUAGCCGCUGCUCUACACCCUGGGCUUCGGAAAUCAGUUCUCCUCCCCCAGAUCUCUACAACAGCCUUGUUCCAAGAAGUCCAACUAGUCAAGGAUCAGAAACGGCAGGUCAAAUCUUCUUUAUAAUGGACGAGGAACAUAUGAUCAGGAGGAAGAAAAGGAAGCGGAAUAAGGCACCUGAGAAGCUACCAGUGAUAAGGGAUGAAGUGCUAAGAGAACCUGACAGGCCGGCCAUGGUGGAGGUCUCAGUCCCCAACAUGGUGGUCGAGAAAGAAAAAGAGGAUGAAAGGACAGAUUCUAAAGAAGCGAGAAAUCAACGUUUGUUUCGUUUAGUCUCUGAAGGAUCCGAGAUUUUGAAUAUUGUUGUGCCCCCUAAGGUGACCACAGUGGAUGAGGAGGAGACCAAAGAGCUGGUAGAUAACUUGUCUUACCUUGAAGCCACACCUGUCAUAAAAGCCAGUGAGAUGCCUGAAGAUGACGAGACAUCUGAGAAGAUGGACAAUCUGAAAGCUACCAUUCAGGUAGUACCAAAGCCAUUAGUUUUGCCCUCUCCGAUCAAGCCAGCACCAAAACAAGGUACAUGUGAGGACUACUUUGAGAAAUACACACUCUUGGACCACCAGACACCAACAGGAGUUCCUGUAGUAGAUGCUAACCAAGUGCUUGAGACGACCGAUGAGCAAAAAGAACUCGAAUUUAUUGCUAUUAAAGGAAAACCAGCGGCAGAAGUUUCAGAAGAUUCUGUACCUAUUAGUGAAGUGGAGACCACCAGCGAACACGUGGAUGAGGUAUUUUAUGGAGGUGGACGAGACCCAGAUUUCCUAAAUACAACAAAAGGGGACAAAGAAGAUGAUCAAACAAAAUCACCCUUAAAGAAAAGUGGGUGUGCCCUGUUCGGUAGCCAGGAAUCAAUCCUUACUCCAAUCUAUCUUCCUGAAGGACCCCAGAAAAUUAUCGAUCUUGUCCUGUUGGAGGAGCCGAAGGCCAUGGCGUUUAUGUACACAGAUUUGUAUGCGGACGCCUUAGGAACCAGGAUGAAACAAGACGAUACGGAGAGCACGACUUCAGAAAAGUCCUUCCACAGCCAGCAGUCGGACUUUGAAGACAGAGGCUACUUGGAGAAAUUUGUGCUUAAAGAUGAAACCCCAGUGAUUCAGCAGGAUCCAUUACAGGAUGAGUGUCAAGAGGAUGGAGUUAGGAUGUGGUCACAGGCUGCAUUUGGCUUAAAACAUAAAGACAAGGCUGACACAGGGACACUGGAGGACGUGGAUGAAAUCACUGAUUUCUUUAGAAGCAGUGCUAGCUCUUCUCCAUGCGAACCUAUGCAGAUAUGUCAGAAACCAGAAGAACCAAGGACAAAGACUAAGACCAGACGUGUGGUUUUUCAGGAUGAAGGACCGGAAAGGGGAACUGAAGAGGACAUAGAUAUUGCAAAAGCGUUUUUACCACUUGACAUUGGCUGGGAUCCACAUGAGGCAAACAUGAAAGCUACAGACUACAAAUCAGUCAUUAGUGAAUACGCUGCUAAAACUUGUUUCACCACACCAAGUAAGUCGGAAAAAACGAAGAUUUCCUCCAAAGCUAAGCCUCCAAAACAUGCUUUUAUCUCCAUCGAUGUUCCUCAGACAGUGAAACCCAUAACACCUCAUUAUAGACCCUUUCUGGAGCUGACUCCAUUACUUCCAGUACAGAUGCCUGAAGAAGAUGGAAAGAAAGAGAACAAACCGACAGCAAGAGAAGGAAGUGAUGAAGCUCGUUCAUCCACAGACAAAGAGACCACAGUAGAUGCCCAGGACUAUGAUCAAAUCACCCAGCAGGAGGUAAAAGAAUCUGUCCCCAUGCCCCAGGAGAGCUGAUUCACUAGGCAGGAAGAUACUCACAUCACCGGCUUUACUACA